This is a messenger RNA of Oryza brachyantha (malo sina), 1448 nucleotides long. Its product is annotated as agamous-like MADS-box protein AGL66. Gene Ontology annotation, molecular function: DNA-binding transcription factor activity, RNA polymerase II-specific; protein dimerization activity; RNA polymerase II cis-regulatory region sequence-specific DNA binding. The transcript has 11 exons. Gene Ontology annotation, biological process: positive regulation of transcription by RNA polymerase II. The record is from RefSeq and is a predicted model, not a curated record. The coding region runs from base 169 to 1245 and encodes 358 amino acids. Lineage: Eukaryota; Viridiplantae; Streptophyta; Magnoliopsida; Poales; Poaceae.
CCAACGUCGCACCGCCCACACGCUGCUCCUCCUCCUCCCUCUCUCCCGACAAAGCCUCCUCGCCCACCACGUCGCCACCGGCAUAACCACCACCGUAGACCAACCAUCUCUGCCACCCCCACCCCCCACGGCGAUCGACGCCGGCGGCGAGCGGCGGCGGCGGCGGCCAUGGGACGGGUGAAGCUGCAGAUCAAGCGGAUCGACAACAGCACGAACCGGCAGGUGACGUUCUCCAAGCGGCGGAACGGGCUGAUCAAGAAGGCGUACGAGCUGUCCGUCCUCUGCGACAUCGACAUCGCCCUCCUCAUGUUCUCCCCCUCCGGCCGCCUCAGCCACUUUUCCGGCCGCCGAAGGAUCGAGGACGUGCUCACAAGGUACAUCAAUCUCCCGGAGACUGACAGAGGCGGAACUAUCCAAAACAAAGAGUACUUGAUCAACAUGCUCACGCAGCUCAAAUCCGAGAGCGACGUGGCCGAGGAGCUCACUAAGACCAGCAGCAGCAGCAAGGCGCCAGUUGACUCCAACAUUGAGGAGCUUCAGCAAGAGAUCAGGACAUGCCAGCACCAGAUCCAGCUCAACGAGGAGCGAUUGAGGAUGCUUGAGCCGGACCCGGCCAUGUUCGCAUCCAUGGACGAAGUCGAGGCCACAGAGAAGUUCAUCGCUGACAUGCUCAGCCGCGUCCAGGAGAGGAAGAGGUAUCUGUUGUGCAGCCACUUGGGCUCGUUCGACGUGACAGGCUCGACUUCGGCCAUGCAGCACGUCCGUAUUACAAUGUACUUGCUGCAGCAGCACGGGGACAUCGCCGGCGGCGGGUUCGGGAGCGACGAGGUGGCCUCGUGGGUGUCCGAGGGGAUGCCGGAGGCGGCGACGUCGUCGGUGGCGUCGAUGUUCGCGGGACCUUCGGAUUCCAUCAUGUCGUCUUUUAGGGAUCAUCAGGCGAUGUACGACGCGAUGGGACGAGAGGCAGGCGUGGAGACGGUGGGCCCAGGGAUGGAGAUGUGCCACGUGGGUCAGCAGGGCCAGAGUGACGACUGGCAGCAGGCGUACACGUCAGCGGAGUUCCUCUCAUCGCUCAUCCCAUCCACGCCGUUCCCUCUCGACGAGGACGUGAUGGCCCCAGUGCUGGCAUCCCCGCCGGCGAUGAUCCCCGGCGUCCACGACGACCAGCGCCCGCCGGUGGAGGACACGGAGGCGGGCUGCUCGCAAGCGCCGACAGACGACCUAGCUCCGGUGAACAUUGGUUAGGCGUGUGAUGUGUCUUGUCUGCAAGUCUUUGCAAGAAAUUAAUGGGACAUAUUCUCGUGUUCCAAUUGGAGAAUUCAAACUAGGGUUUUAGAAAAUGUUUUAUUUGACCAUGAUGGGUGUACAUAAUUGUGUCAUCCAUGUAAUGCACCAUGCAUAAUUUAGGGUAAUGUUAUAUAGCAUGUAAUAAGAUAUUGUUUGUAGCA